This is a messenger RNA of Plutella xylostella (diamondback moth), 666 nucleotides long. The record is from RefSeq and is a predicted model, not a curated record. Lineage: Eukaryota; Metazoa; Arthropoda; Insecta; Lepidoptera; Plutellidae.
AUGCCCCCAGGCGGCGGCGCGCCCGCCGAGCAUGCGGCGCGUGGCCCUCCCGCGGCGAGCGGCCUCCAUGCCGCGCCCGGCGCGCCCUACGCGCACGAGGAGCACGCGGCGUGCGGGCCCCCUGCGGUGCCCGGCCGCCCCGCCACGCCCGGCGCGUCCUACGAGGACGCAGCGCGCGGUCGCCCCGCCUCGCCUGGCCCAGCUGGCCCGCCCUACGCGUCCUAUGAGCACGCGGAGCGCAGCCGCCCCGCCUCGCCCGGCGCGCCCUACGCGCACGAGCAGCACGAGGCGCGCGGGCCCCCUGCGGUGCGGCCCCCCCGCAAAGCCCGCACGCGGCGCCCGGCCGCCCCGCCUCACCAGGCUCGGCUGGCCCCCCCCGGUGCCUUGUACCAGCACGCGGCGCCCGGCCGCCCCGCCUCACCAGGCUCGGCUGGCCCGCCCGGUGCCUUGUACCAGCACGCGGCGCCCGGCCGCCCCGCCUCACCAGGCUCGGCUGGCCCGCCCGGUGCCUUGUACCAGCACGCGGCGCCCGGCCGCCCCGCCUCACCAGGCUCGGCUGGCCCGCCCGACCACCCCGCCAUCGUCGAGGACGACGAUCAGUUUAGGGGGAGGACCAGAACUACUCAGUCUGCUACUCCGAACGCGAGGGCGCUUAGUUCGGACUAG